AUGUCGGACGGGAAACGCGCCGUAGAGUCGGACAAGGUCUGGACAACCCUCAUCACCAACCUAGACUACCUCUCAGGCCUCCUCACCCUCAACCACUCCCUCGUCAAGUCCGGCUCAGCCUACCCCCUCGUCGCCCUCUACACAGACACCUUUCCCGCCGAGGGCCUCGUCGCCCUCGAGCGCCGCGGCAUCCCCGCCCAGCGCAUCGAGUACCUCCUCCCGACAAAGGGCCGCGACUACUCCAACGACCCGCGCUUCUACGACUGCUGGAGCAAGCUCUCCCCCUUCUCCCUGACGCAGUACACCCGCGUCGUCCAGCUCGACUCGGACAUGCUCGUCCUGCGCAACAUGGACGAGCUCAUGGAGCUCGAGCUCGACGACGGCGACUUCGCCGCCGAGCAGACCCCCGGCGCUGCCAUCGGCGGCAGUCCCCCCAAGAGCCCGACGCUCGAUGACCUGGCCGUCAAGAACCCGAGCACCCGCGUCUUCGCCGCCGGCCACGCGUGCGUGUGUAACCCGCUCAAGAAGCCGCACUACCCAUCCGACUGGACGCCCGAGAACUGCGCCUUUAGCACACAGCACAACGACCCGGAGACGGCGCAGCACACGGGCCCGGACCCCGUCACGGCGUCGCCGCUGGGCUUCAUGAACGGCGGGCUGCAGGUCGUGAACCCGUCCGAGGCGCUGUUCCGGCAAAUUGUGAAGCACAUGGAGCAAGGGGCCAUGGACAUGGAUUUCGCGGACCAAAGCCUGCUGUCGGAUCUGUACCGGGGGCGGUGGGUGGCGCUGCCGUACGUGUACAAUGCGCUCAAGACGCUGCGGUGGGAGGGCGUGCACGGGGAGAUUUGGCGGGACGAGGAGGUGAAGAAUAUUCACUACAUUUUGGCGCCCAAGCCGUGGGAUGAGAUUGAUGCCGUGACGGGGGAGUGGACGGGGACGGAGGAGAGUCAUCGGUGGUGGGUUGAUUUUAACCGGGAGAGGAAGGCGAUUGAGGUCGCGAGGGGGGUUGAUGACAAGUUUUGA
Messenger RNA from Colletotrichum godetiae, 1023 nucleotides. RefSeq names its product family 8 glycosyl transferase. The transcript is spliced from 2 exons. Gene Ontology annotation, molecular function: glycosyltransferase activity. The record is from RefSeq and is a predicted model, not a curated record. Bases 1 to 1023 code for a protein of 340 amino acids. Lineage: Eukaryota; Fungi; Ascomycota; Sordariomycetes; Glomerellales; Glomerellaceae.